CGGUGGGGAGCACUAAGAGAGCAUCACCUCAGCUGAGCACUAACAGAUUCGACACACAUUAAACCACCACCUCCUCUCCACCAGGAAAAUGAAGGGGGUUUUUGUGCUUCUUUCUCUAGCAACAUGGUGCUUUUCAGCUGUUGCCCUGGGCAGUGAGGUAGACUGUAGUAAGUACCCCCGGGGUACUGCUGAGGAUGGCAAAGUAUUGACAGCCUGCCCAUUUAUCCUGGCUGAAGUCUGUGGCACGGAUGGCGUCACUUACCCCAGCGAAUGUGCACUGUGCGCACACAAUUCAGAACAUGGGACCAAUGUUAGCAAAAAGCACGAUGGGAAAUGCAAACAGGAAAUUGUGCCGCUUGACUGUGGUCAGUACCCCAGGAUUAAAGCUGAGGAUGGCAAAGUUCUGAUAGGCUGCCCAAGGAUCCUGGCUGAGGUCUGUGGCACAGAUGGCGUCACUUACCCGAAUGAAUGUAUGCUGUGUGCCCAUAACCUAGAACACGGGGAAAACAUUAACAAAAAGCAUGAUGGAGAAUGCAAACAUGAAAUCGGCCUGCUUAAUUGUAGUGAGUACCACCGCGGCACAGUCCUGAUAUCCUGCCCAAGGAUCCUGGCUGAGGUCUGUGGCACAGAUGGCAUCACUUACCCCAAUGAUUGUAUGCUCUGUGCCCAUAACUUGGAACACCGGACCAGUGUUGGCAAAAAGCACGACGGCAGGUGCAAAGAGAAAACAGCUGCAGUAAGUGAAACCUGUUGCACACCUGAGUGCACUUCACACCGCAGGGCUACUACUGACGAUGGCAAAGUACUGCUCGUCUGUCCCAGGAUCCUGGACCCAGUGUGUGCCACAGAUGGGAUCACUUAUGCCAAUGAAUGCGAGAUGUGUGCCCAUAACCUAGAACAUGGGACCAAUGUUAGCAAAAAGCACGAUGGGAAAUGCAAACAGGAAGUUGUGCCGGUGGAUUGUAGUAAGUACCCCCGAGGAACUACUGAGGAUGGCAAAGUUCUGACAGCCUGCCCACUCCUCCUGGCUGAGGUCUGUGGCACAGAUGGCAUCACUUACCCCAACGAAUGCAGGCUGUGUGCCCAUAACUCGGAACAUGGAACCAGUGUUACCAAGAAACACCAUGGGAAAUGCAAACAGGAAACUGCAAUGGUUGACUGCAGUGAUUACGUUACACCCAGCUCCAGCUGCACGCAGGAGUACAUACCCCAUUGCGGCUCUGAUGACAAAACCUACGGCAACAAAUGUCUAUUCUGCAGUGCAGUUGCGUACCUUGAUUGCACCCAGUACGACCAAGAACCGUUUGUGUACGAUGGCGAGUUACUAUGCCCAGAAGUGGUUAGCUUUGUCUGCGGCACAGAUGGUGUCACCUACUGGCAUGAAUGCAAGAUCUGUAGGCUAAUCUCAUGUCCACAAACAUCAUCUACUCAGCAGAGCAGCUACAGACUUGACUCCCACUCACCCAUCACCUCCACCAUGAAGAUAAGAGGUGUCUUUGGUCUGCUCGGUCUGGCGCUUUUCAGCUCUUUUUCCGGUGUCGCCAAUGGGGCAGGUCAGCCUCUUUGCAGUCUCUACACAGUGCUUCCCAGUAGAGAAGUUCCUUGUCCCAGGAUGGCUGACCCAGUCUGUGGCAGUGAUGGCGUCACCUACCCCAAUGAGUGUUUGUUCUGCAGAGAAAUCCUACGUGGCAACAAGAUUGUCAAAAAGCAUGAUGGAAGAUGUGUUCAGGUUGACUGCACUGGCUACAUGAAAACACCCACAGGUCAGGAAGCGGCCUGCACGCUGGAGUACAGCCCAAUCUGUGGCACUGACGGCGUUACCUAUGGCAACAAAUGUGCUUUUUGCUCUACUGUCGCGAAUGGAGCAGACGUUGACCAGAACAAUGAUGGAGAAUGUCCCCAGACUAAGUAACAGAAAACUUCACCUCAGGCAGUAUGGGGAAUGCUGAAUCCCCAGUGGUGCCGAGUUGAUAGUGGCCCUUUUGCUUGCACUUUCCGCCAGCAAAGCCCUGCAAUGAAAUACCUUCUCCCUUCACCCCAGAUUCCGGCAGCUCACCGGGGCUUCUCGGUCCCUCUGUUGGCUUGAUCAAUAAAGUAAACUCAGCAGCA
Molecule: messenger RNA, 2109 nt
Organism: Caretta caretta (loggerhead turtle)
Lineage: Eukaryota; Metazoa; Chordata; Testudines; Cheloniidae
Source: RefSeq, a predicted model, not a curated record